AUCUUGUCAACAUUCAAUAAUUAUAGUACUAAUAUUAUAAAUAAUUUUAGUGAGAGAAAGAGAAAUAGAUAGAGAGAGAAAGAAAGCGCUGUGAUUUCACUCUUCUAUCAUCAUAAAAGGAGAGGAGCAAAUUCCAGAUUGCAGAGAGGACAGUCCAGUCAGGGUGGGUGUGAAUUUCAAACUCAGUUUCAUUCCUCCUUUUCUCUUUCUCUCUCCUCAACAACAUUAAAAAAAAAGGGGUUUUUUCUUAUUAAGGAUCCCAAUUCAUUUUUAAGAGGACCCACUUCACAAUUUUUUCCAGUGAAAUCGAAAUGGGUAUUGCUAAUGAAGAUGCUAUCAAAAAGUUUGAAACUUUGAUGGAAGGAGUUGAUGAAUCACUGAAGAAGACUUUCCAGAAUAUGCAUCAAGGGUACCCUACUGAUACAUAUAUGAGGUUUCUCAGAGCUAGGGAUUGGAAUGUCGAGAAGGCACAGAAAAUGUUGGUUGACAGCUUAAAUUGGAGGGUGCAAAAUGAUAUUGACAAUAUACUUACAAAACCAAUAGUUCCUGCGGAGCUGUACCGAAAAGUGCGUGACACUCAGCUUGUAGGACUUUCAGGCUACUCAAAAGAGGGUAUGCCUGUUAUUGCUGUCGGUGUGGGGCAUAGUACAUAUGACAAAGCAUCCGUCCACUACUACGUGCAGUCACACAUCCAAAUGAAUGAAUACAGAGACCGUGUUGUAAUGCCAAUGGCGUCACAGAAGUGUGGACGAUUGAUUAGUAGCUGCAUCAAGGUGCUUGAUAUGACUGGCUUAAAAUUAUCCGCCCUUAAUCAAAUAAAGCUGCUGACUGUAAUAACAACUAUCGACGACUUGAACUAUCCAGAGAAAACUGAUACUUAUUACAUCGUAAAUGCACCAUAUAUAUUCUCAGCAUGUUGGAAGGUUGUUAGGCCUCUUCUGCAAGAAAGGACUCGGAAGAAAAUUCAGGUUCUUCAAGGAUGUGGCAGGGACGAGUUACUGAAGAUUAUGGAUUAUGCAUGUCUCCCACAUUUUUGUAAGAGAGAAGGGUCUGGGUCUUCUCGACACUCUAGAAAUGGGAUGAAUGAUAAUUGUUUCUCCUUUGAUCACCCCUUCCAUCAAGAACUAUAUAACUAUGUCAGGGAGCAAGCUGCUCCAACAGCACCCUUGAAACAACAAGGGUCCUUCCAUGUGGCGUUCCCUGAGCCUGAUCCCGACGAUGCCAAAAUUGCUAAAACCAUAGAAUCAGAAUUUCAUCGAUUGGAAGACCAGAAGGAUCAGAAUGGGCUUGUAAGAUCGCUCUCGAAACAGAUAAGUGAUCUAGACAUCAAAAUUAACUGAUAUAGAAAAAUACCAGAAAGGGUUUUCACCCUUUGGUCCGCAAUCUGCUAGACACCAAUGCUUGGGGCCAAGAAUCACUUCAUGACAGAUUUUAGUCCUUGAAGAGCAUACUUUCAUCUUCGAUUAUGUAUUACCGAUGCUUUGGAUUACCUCAAUGCAGGCAUGUUGGAAGUGGUUGAGGCAUGAAAACACCACCUUAGCGGAUGUUGUACCUCUACUUAUAUAUCUUAGGCAGGACUGAAGGUCAUAUUCACAAAUAUCAUAAUAUCUUGUAUAAUUUCUUUUAGCCACCUGAUAAAUGAUUAUAUAUGUUCGAGAAUGUUCCCUGCGGUUAUUGUUAUCUAUCAACGUAUAUUGUUGUAGCCUGUAAUCUAAUAACUCCUUAUUUAGGAUUUCAUGUUGCAAUUUUGAAAUAAUGUCCAAAGUUGAUCAUCUAUUA
This is a messenger RNA of Chenopodium quinoa (quinoa), 1779 nucleotides long. Its product is annotated as phosphatidylinositol/phosphatidylcholine transfer protein SFH2-like. The transcript is spliced from 11 exons. The coding region runs from base 312 to 1340 and encodes 342 amino acids. The record is from RefSeq and is a predicted model, not a curated record. Lineage: Eukaryota; Viridiplantae; Streptophyta; Magnoliopsida; Caryophyllales; Amaranthaceae.